GUUUUCUUUAAAUUGACCACAAACCAGACAUCUCUAGUUUGGUGAACGCUUGAAAAGAGUGACAGAACCGAACUCAAAUGAACUUCCAAACCAUUUCAUCCUAAAAAAACAUCGAAGAAACAUCAUGCAAUCUUGUCUUACUCCUAGUUCUUCUUUGUUUCUCGUUUCAAUCCCUCCUCGAAAACCCAUUAACAGUCCACUUCAACCAUUCUCAAUCAAAUCCUCCAUUGAUAAAACACCCACCACCAAGCCCAAACCAGCACCAGCACCUUCGAAAACCACGUCUUGGGUCAGCCCCAAUUGGCUCACUUCAUUGACCAAGUCCUUAACAUUUGGUGCCAACGAUGACUCGGGGAUUCCCGUAGCCAAUGCUCAGUUGGAAGAUGUCUCUGAGCUUCUUGGGGGUGCCUUGUUUUUGCCGCUGUUUAAGUGGAUGAAUCAGUAUGGGCCUAUCUAUCGGCUCGCUGCUGGUCCUAGGAACUUUGUAGUGGUCAGUAACCCCGCCAUUGCCAAGCACGUGCUGAGAAAUUAUGGCAAAUACGCUAAAGGACUUGUCUCCGAGGUCUCUGAAUUUCUAUUCGGGUCGGGUUUCGCCAUUGCUGAAGGUUCUCUUUGGACGGUGAGGCGGCGAGCUGUGGUUCCAUCUCUUCACAAGAAGUAUUUGUCUGUUAUGGUUGAUCGAGUAUUUUGCAAAUGCGCAGAGAGAUUAGUAGAGAAGUUGCAACCUUUUGCAUUAGACGGCACGGCUGUAAACAUGGAAGAAAAGUUUUCUCAACUGACUCUUGAUGUCAUCGGUCUAUCAGUAUUUAAUUAUAAUUUUGAUUCACUGACAACCGAUAGCCCUGUCAUUGAUGCAGUUUAUACUGCUUUGAAAGAGGCAGAGUUACGAUCCACGGACAUUUUACCCUAUUGGAAGAUUGGAGUUUUGUGCAAGAUGGUUCCGAGGCAAAUAAAGGCUGAAAAUGCAGUUACAGUCAUUCGGAAAACUGUUGAAGAACUUAUAACAAAGUGCAAAGAGAUUGUGGAAAAAGAAGGUGAAAGAAUCAAUGAGGAGGAAUACGUAAAUGAUGCUGAUCCGAGUAUCCUUCGGUUCUUGCUAGCAAGCAGGGAAGAGGUUUCGAGCUUGCAAUUACGAGAUGACCUUUUAUCGAUGUUAGUUGCAGGUCAUGAGACUACCGGUUCAGUAUUGACAUGGACAUUGUAUCUUCUAAGCAAGGAUCCUUCGUCGUUGCCAAAAGCACAACAGGAAGUCGACACAGUUUUAGAGGGACGGCUGCCUACAUAUGAAGACAUAAAGAACCUCAAGUUUCUAACUCGAUGCAUAACUGAGUCAUUGCGUCUUUAUCCGCAUCCUCCUGUCUUGAUAAGGAGAGCUCAAGUUGAUGAUGUUCUUCCCGGUAACUAUAAAGUUAAAGCUGGUCAAGACAUAAUGAUUUCAGUAUACAAUAUACAUCAUUCUUCACAGGUUUGGGAAAGAGCUGAAGAGUUCGUGCCAGAAAGGUUUGAAUUGGAAAGCUCAGUUCCUAAUGAAACAAAUACUGAUUACAGGUUCAUUCCGUUCAGCGGGGGGCCUCGUAAGUGUGUUGGGGAUCAAUUUGCUUUGCUAGAGGCUAUCGUCGCACUCGCAAUCUUUCUUCAACGUUUGAAUUUCGAGCUGGUUCCGGAUCAAAACAUUAGUAUGACCACUGGAGCCACGAUACAUACUACAAAUGGUUUGUACAUGAAGCUCAGCCAACGCCUAAAUAAGUUACAGACUUAGUCGAUGUAUUGAAUUGUAUCGUGUCAUAGUCGUAAUGCACCAUCGUUGAACAAAAAACUACAACAAUUCUUUCGGGGUACGAAUGAAAUUUUAAUUUCUAUA
Molecule: messenger RNA, 1861 nt
Organism: Hibiscus syriacus
Lineage: Eukaryota; Viridiplantae; Streptophyta; Magnoliopsida; Malvales; Malvaceae
Product: carotene epsilon-monooxygenase, chloroplastic
Exons: 9
Coding region: 125-1759 (544 amino acids)
Biological process (GO): carotenoid biosynthetic process
Cellular component (GO): chloroplast
Molecular function (GO): iron ion binding; heme binding
Source: RefSeq, a predicted model, not a curated record